AUGGCGCUUUUUACAGCGGUGAUGGAAGGCGAUCUUGUAAAGACAAGGUCUAUUCUAGAAGACGAGACAGGUGAUGCCAAGCUAGUCAUGCUACACAGUGUGGAUCCUGAUGGAAAUACAUCCCUCCACAUCGCUUCAGAAGAAGGGCAUAUUGACCUCGUGACCUAUUUGAUUGAUUUAGGGGCGGAUAUAGAAAAGCGAAGUAGAAGCGGUGACGCCCCUCUUCACCUCGCGUCUCGGAGUGGUCACCAGGAUGUUGCUCAAUAUCUCAUCAGUAAAGGAGCAAAUAUCAAUAUUGGUGAUAGCAAUGGCUAUACACCUAUCUAUCUUGCUUCGGAGAAGGGUAAUUUUUGUGUUGUUGAAUGUUUAGUCGAUUCUGGAGCAGAUGUAAACAAAGCUUCAUAUAAUGGUUCUACACCCAUUUAUACUUCAGCAAGUAAGGGUCACCUUGAUGUUGUGAAAUAUCUCAUAACUAAAGGAGUCGAAAUUGACAGAGAUGGCGAUGAUGGCUAUACACCUUUGCAUCUCGCCUCACGUGAGGGUCACCUUACUGUUGUUGAAUGUCUGGUAGAUGCAGGAGCAGAUGUAAAUACAAAAGCAAAAAAUGAAUGGACCCCUAUGUAUGCAGCAUCUAAUAAAGGUCAUCUAGACAUAGUGAAGUAUCUGAUUACAAGAGGAGCAUAUAUUGAUAGGAGAGGUUAUAACGGACAGACGCCCCUAGGUGUCGCAUCAAUUUAUGGCCAUCUUGCAGUUGUCAAGUAUCUUACCAGUCAAAGAGCAGAUAAAGACAUGUAUGAUAACGAUGGCUGUACACCUCUAUAUGCUGCUUCACAGGAGGGUCAUUACGAUGUUGUACAAUAUCUAGUAAACGAAGGAGCAAAGGUGAACAAAGCAGCAAAUGAUGGUAAUCUAUCCCUCCAUGCUGCCGCUCGUCUGGGUCAUCUAGACAUAGUGAAGUAUCUGAUUAACAGAGGAGCAGAUAUUGAUAGGAGAGGUAAUAGCGGUAAGACGUCUCUUUAUUUCUCAUCAUUCUCUGGCCAUCUUGCAGUUGUCAAGUAUCUUAUCAGUCAACAAGCAGAUAAAGACAUGGGUGAUAACGAUGGCUUUACACCGCUAUAUGAAGCUUCAGAGAAGGGCCAUCACGAUGUUGUACAAUAUCUAGUGAACGAAGGAGCAGAGGUGAACAAAGCAGCAAAUAAUGGUGAUCUAUCCCUCCAUGCUGCCGCUCGUCGGGGUCAUCUAGACAUAGUGAAGUAUCUGAUUGACAAAGGAGCAGAUAUUGAUAGUAGAGGUUAUAACGGCAAGACGCCUCUUCAUUUCUCAUCAUUCCAUGGCCAUCUUGCAUUUGUCAAGUAUCUUAUCAGUCAAGGGGCAGAUAAAGAAAUGGGUGAUAACGAUGGCUAUACACCUCUAUAUGAUGCUUCACAGGAGGGUCAUCACGAUGUUGUACAAUAUCUAGUGAAUGAAGGAGUAGAGGUGAACAAAGCAGCAAAUGAUGGUGAUCUAUCCCUCCAUGCUGCCUCUCGUCCGGGUCAUCUAGACAUAGUGAAGUAUCUGAUUGACAAAGGAACAGAUAUUGAUAGGAAAGGUUAUAACGGCAUUACGCCUCUUGGUGUCGCAUCAUUCUCUGGCCAUCUUGCAGUUGUCCAGUAUCUUACCAGUCAAAGAGCAGAUAAAGACAUGGGUAAUAACGAUGGAGACACACCUCUAUAUUAUGCUUCACAGGAGGGUCAUCACGAUGUUGUACAAUAUCUAGUGAGCGAAGGAGCAGAGGUGAACAAAGCAGCAAAUGAUGGUGAUCUAGCCCUCCAUGCUGCCGCUCGCCCGGGUCAUCUAGACAUAGUGAAGUAUCUGAUUGACAAAGGAACAGAUAUUGAUAGGAAAGGUUAUAACGGCAUUACGCCUCUUGGUGUCGCAUCAUUCUCUGGCCAUCUUGCAGUUGUCAAGUAUCUUACCAGUCAAAGAGCAGAUAAAGACAUGGGUAAUAACGAUGGAUGUACACCUCUAUAUGAUGCUUCACAGAAGGGUCAUCACGAUGUUGUACAAUAUCUAGUGAACGAAGGAGCAGAGGUGAACAAAGCCACAAAGCGUGGUUCUACACCUCUGUUUGCAGCAUCUCAUGAAGGUCAUCUAGACAUAGUGAAGUAUCUGAUUGAAAAAGGAGCAGAUAUUGAUAGGAAAGGUUAUAACGGCAAUACGCCUCUUGAUGAUGCAUCAUUCUCUGGCCAUCUUGCAGUUGUCAAGUAUCUCAUCAGUCAAGGAGCAAAUCAAAACAUGGGUGAUAACGAUGGCUUUACACCUCUAUAUGCUGCUUCACAGGAGGGUCAUCACGAUGUUGUACAAUAUCUAGUGAACGAAGGAGCAGAGGUGAACAAAGCAGCAAAGAUUGGUGCUACACCUCUGCAUGUAGCAUCUUAUAAAGGUCAUCUGAAUAUAGUGAAGUAUCUGACUAACAAAGGAGCAGAUAUUGAUAGGAAAGGUUAUAACGGCAUUACGCCUCUUGGUGUCGCAUCAUUCUCUGGCCAUCUUGCAGUUGUCAAGUAUCUUACCAGUCAAAGAGCAGAUAAAGACAUGGGUAAUAACGAUGGAUGUACACCUCUAUAUGAUGCUUCACAGAAGGGUCAUCACGAUGUUGUACAAUAUCUAGUGAACGAAGGAGCAGAGGUGAACAAAGCCACAAAGCGUGGUUCUACACCUCUGUUUGCAGCAUCUCAUGAAGGUCAUCUAGACAUAGUGAAGUAUCUGAUUGAAAAAGGAGCAGAUAUUGAUAGGAAAGGUUAUAACGGCAAUACGCCUCUUGAUGACGCAUCAUUCUCUGGCCAUCUUGCAGUUGUCAAGUAUCUCAUCAGUCAAGGAGCAAAUCAAAACAUGGGUGAUAACGAUGGCUUUACACCUCUAUGUGCUGCUUCACAGGAGGGUCAUCACGAUGUUGUACAAUAUCUAGUGAACGGAGGAGCAGAGGUGAACAAAGCAGCAAAGAUUGGUUCUACACCUCUGCAUGUAGCAUCUUAUAAAGGUCAUCUGAAUAUAGUGAAGUAUCUGACUAACAAAGGAGCAGAUAUUGAUAGGAGAGGUUAUAACGGUAAGACACCUCUUGGUGUCGCAUCAAUCUCUGGCCAUCUUGCAGUUGUCAAGUAUCUUAUCAUUCAAAGAGCAGAUAAAGACAUGGGUGAUAACGAUGGAUGUACACCUCUAUAUGAUGCUUCACAGAAGGGUCAUCACGAUGUUGUACAAUAUCUAGUGAACGAAGGGGCAGAGGUGAACAAAGCAGCAAAGAGUGGUUCUACACCUCUGUUUGCAGCAUCUCAUGAAGGUCAUCUAGACAUAGUGAAGUAUCUGAUUAACAGAGGAGCAGAUAUUGAUAGGAGAGGUUAUAAAGGCAUUACGCCUCUUAAUUUAUCAUCAUUCAAUGGCCAUCUUGCAGUUGUCAAGUUUCUCAUCAGUCAACGAGCAGAUAAAGACAUGGGUGAUAACGAUGGAUGUACACCUUUGUUUGCUGCUUCACAGGAGGGUCAUUACGAUGUUGUACAAUAUCUAGUGAACGAAGGAGCAGAGGUGAACAAAGCAGCAAAUGAUGGUGAUCUAUCCCUCCAUGCUGCUUCUCGUCGGGGUCAUCACGAUGUUGUACAAUAUCUAGUGAACGAAGGAGCAGAGGAUGCAUCAUCUAUACAACACAGCGACAGUGCUGGUCUAACACCCAUUCACCUUGCUACUAUAAGCGGGCUAACAUCAAUCAUUGAGAAGUUGAUAUCAGUAGGUGCUGGUUUAAAUCCUCAGUCACACGAUGGCCAGACGCCCUUACAGAUUUCCAUCAGACUAUGCCACUGUAAGAAAAGACAGGUUGAAGUGACGACAGCUUUGAAGCAGAUACAACAAGAGAGUGAGGAUGACUUAUCACCUGCGGAGGCUCUGAUACAAUUCCUAAUAAAUCAAGGAUCCAAGAUCGACAUCAAAGAUAACAAAGGUUUUACUCCGGUACAGUAUGCCAGAGAGGAGCGCAUUAGGCAAAUGGUAUUCCGGAGCUUAUCCGAAGAUGAUGUUCAUAUAUUCCGGGAUCUGCCGAUUGCAAGAUCUACUGAAAGUCAUCGCAGUAUUGGCUGUGAAGGAGGGAUUCUAAGUUUCGAUAGUUGUGACGUCACAAUGUCGAUUCCACCAAGGAGAGUGCAAGCUGGAUUCUCCACCGACAUACAUUCAAGCCUAGAUGAGAUUGUCCCCGGAUCAAACACUGACCUUAGCAACGCUGGAGAAAUUCGGAGUGAGGAUUUCAUCACACAAGAGAUGAACACUGAUCAGUACUACCAUCUUGGUCUAGCAUUGGGUUUGUCCUACCAGACACUUGACGGCAUCCAGUUCAGAAGCAGACAGCAUGAGGAGUCUGGGGUUUAUACCCAAAAUCAAAAAGCUGCUAUCUUCAUGAUCCGCUAUUGGAAAUGCUUGCAGCACUCUGUCUCCAUAAAAGACGAUCCUCUAAGAGAAGUGUGGAAGUCUGUGAGCGAUUCAAGACAUUCAAUCCCUGUUUUGAAACAAGGACGAAGAUCGGGUAAGAACGCGCUAAAUAUUGAAACACAAUUAAACACAAUCUAA
Molecule: messenger RNA, 4584 nt
Organism: Strongylocentrotus purpuratus (purple sea urchin)
Lineage: Eukaryota; Metazoa; Echinodermata; Echinoidea; Camarodonta; Strongylocentrotidae
Product: serine/threonine-protein phosphatase 6 regulatory ankyrin repeat subunit B-like
Exons: 7
Coding region: 1-4584 (1527 amino acids)
Molecular function (GO): protein binding
Source: RefSeq, a predicted model, not a curated record